Colletotrichum paranaense is the source of this 1767-nucleotide messenger RNA. RefSeq names its product WD repeat domain-containing protein. Gene Ontology annotation, molecular function: protein binding. Lineage: Eukaryota; Fungi; Ascomycota; Sordariomycetes; Glomerellales; Glomerellaceae. The record is from RefSeq and is a predicted model, not a curated record. The transcript has a single exon. The coding region runs from base 1 to 1767 and encodes 588 amino acids. Gene Ontology annotation, cellular component: site of double-strand break; nucleus.
AUGAGCAGCGACGACGAAGACUUCGUAGUCGAAGGCCCCGAGUUGGCCGCAGACGAUCCUAUGCGCGCGUUUCUACCGGCGUCAUUUGGAAAAAAGACAAAGGAAGCCAACAUCGCCGCCCAGAUCGAUCGGAGCCGGAGAGUGGCAGAGAAGCCGUCGACGGGAGCUUCCGUUGAGGGAUCCGCAGGUCCGCCAAGUGCUGAUCACAAAGAAAAGAAGUCCGACUCAGACAAUGACAGUGACAGCGACGACUCCGAUUCAGACGACUCCGAAGAUGGCGACGACUACCCAGUCUCGCACGAAUUGGUACUGAAAACCCACGAAAGAGCAGUCACCACAGUAACGCUGGACCCAGCAGGUGGAAGACUCGUGUCAGCCUCACUCGACUGCAAAAUCAACUUGCACGACUUCGCGUCCAUGACACCCAGUACUUUACGAGCAUUUCGAAGCGUUGAUCCAUGGGAAGCGAAAUCGUCUGCCGCGAAUGCCGAGUCGCACCCGAUCCACCACGUCGAGUUCAACCCCCUCGCUGGGAGCGUGUUUCUCUGCGUAUCGGCACACCCGCAGGCAAAGAUUAUGUCGAGAGACGGCGACAUUUUGACCGAAUUUGUCAAGGGCGACAUGUACCUCAGGGACAUGAACAACACCAAGGGGCACAUCUCAGAAGUAACCACAGGAACAUGGCAUCCAACCGACAAGAAUCUCUGUGUGACUGCUGGCACCGACAGUACCCUGAGAAUCUGGGAUAUCAACAACAAGCGCAGUCAGAGGGACGUGAUUGUCUUCAAGUCCAAGGCGGCGGGAUCUGCUGGGCGAACGAGGAUGACGGCGGUUGCCUGGGGCGCGCCGGCACAAGGUGGCAACAACGUGUUGGUCGCGGCGGCAUUAGACGGCUCACUGGUUAUGUACAGCGGCAGUAGCCCGUUCUCUCGGCCGACCGCAGAGAUUCGAGACGCCCACAAAGCCGAUACCUGGACCGGAGGUGUGGAUAUCUCCUCCGACGGCCGUAUGGUCGUCACCCGCGGAGGUGACAAUACGAUCAAGUUGUGGGACACACGGAAGUUCAAGACGCCUCUUGUCACAGUGGACCAUGCUUCGACGUCAGAUCACUUCCCGAUGAGCAACAUCAGGUACUCUCCCAACUCGACCAGCAUUUUGACAGGUUCCGCAACAGGCGACCUGCACAUUCUGAAUCCCGGAAAUCUGAGAGCCGAACAUGUCACACCAAUUACACCCGGAGCACCUCUCAUCACUGUUGACUGGCAUCCCAAGAUAAAUCAGAUUAUCACGGGGUCUGCGAAUGGCGAAACACAUGUGCUUUACAGCCCGACAAUGUCGAUGCGGGGCGCUGUGGAAGUUAUGUCACGAGCGCCAAAGAAGAGGCACAUCGACGACGAUCCGUCCCGAACGACGGAUAUGACGACGGGAAUGUCUGGAGAUGCUAUCAUCACACCAGGAAGCGCAAUGGCUAGCCGCAGAAAUGCGGGAGUCACAGCUUCAGGCAAGUCCAAGGAUCCCAGAAGACCAGCAGUCUUGGAGCAAACGCCUUUCAUGCGAAACCAGCCGGACGAAAAGCACAUUGCAGAGAACAUUCCUCUCGCCAAGAUGCUUCACGAAGACCCCAGAGAGGCACUGCUGAAAUAUGCCGAUGCUGCAAAGAAAGACCCAAUGUUUACUGCGGCGUGGCAGACGACCCAGCCCGUCACUCAAUACGCGGAUGUGAGUGACGACGAAGGGGAGCCGGACAAGAAAAGGGUGAAGCGGUGA